CGCCGUGGUCUUCACUUGGACCUGGACUUUGUCAUACGGGGACCUGGACUUUGUCACAUGGGGACGUCACGCUCGCCGCCGCCGCCCGCUUGGAAUACGCAGGGUGUCCAGGUGUGAGCGAGAGGAGGAGGAGGAGGAGUCCCACACCAGGAUCUUGAUCGUAAUCCCUACAAAAUGGCCCCGUCAGGAUCAGCCGUCCUCACGUUGGCCACGGUCCUGCUAAGCGUGGCGCAAUGUCAAGCAGGGGCGGGGAAACCGAAAGCCAGCCCCCCACUGGGAUUCACGCACCGUCUCUACAACGCCACCAUCAGGGAGAACACGCCCCCGCGCACGUACGCCGAGACGCCGCUGAAGAUGGGCAUCCAGGUGUCGGAUUUCUUGUGGCGGAUCAAAUACGUCGUCGUCUCCGGGGACGACGACGACAUCUUCCAAGCGGAGGAAGUGAAAGUGGGGGAUUUCUGUUUCCUGAGGCUUCGAACUACCAGCAGCCACUCGGCUCUGCUCAACCGGGAGAUCCGGGACACGUACAUGCUGACGGUGGAGGCCACGGAAAGCACCUUUGGCUUCCAGGCAAAGACCAAAGUCUUCAUCCGGGUUGUUGACGUGAACGACCUCAAGCCGCUUUUCUACCCCGCCUCGUACAACGUGGCCGUCGGCGAAGACGCCCCGCUUCAGUCGAGCGUGGCCAGGGUUAGCGCCACCGACGCCGACAUCGGCAGCAACGCUGAGUUUUACUAUUCCUUCACCGUCAGAUCUCAUCCGUUCGUAGUCGAUCCUUUCAGCGGCACCAUCAGCCUCUCCAAGAAGCUCAACUACACCCGCAUGGCCAGAUAUGAACUCACCGUUUUAGCGGAGGACAGAACCAAGAAAAUAUCGGGUGUUCAGAAAUUCGGCAACGUGGCCAAAGUUACCGUGAAAGUGCAAAAAGCUGCCAUUUUGUCUCCAGUUAUCAAGACCCCUUCCGCAUUUUCAGUUUCUUCAGACGGCACAGUGACUGUUAGUGUCCACGUCCAGGCCGGACUGAAGCCGGUUGAAUCACUCGGCAUUGUUGGAGGUGAUCCUCACCGGUACUUUGAGGUAAUCCCUCUAGGAUCACAGGGGGACCACUUCCAAGUGGUGUCCACCAAAACAAUUAUCUGGUCACAAAGUCCCUUUGGACUCAAUCUGUCCCUCCAAGCUAAAGACAGAAGCUCUCCAAGUUUGCUCUCUGCCAUUACCAAGGUCCACAUUCCGACUUUUCAUUACAGCCCCAUGGCGUUCCUAGAAGACACCUACAUUGUCCCUCUCAGUGAGAUGUCUCCCCCGAAAACAUUCGUUGUGAAGGUUUCAGUCGACUGCGCCAAUGCUACUUACAGUAUCAAAACUAAUCCAGAUAGCUCAAAGUUCCAGAUAAAUCCUCAAACUGGCAUGGUUGUGACCAGGGAGACGUUUGACUUUGAGAGUCAGGUUCGCUAUGAGUUUGACGUAGUGGCUAAUGAAGGUGAGGCUGAGACUCACGUCGUGGUUGAGAUCACAGACGAGAAUGACAACAGCCCAGACUUCAAGAUGACCCCCUAUAAGGCGGGAGUGGAUGAAAACAGCCCAGUCGGCAGCAGCAUUUUGAAAAUAGAAGCCACCGACGAGGAUAAAGGGAAGAACGGCUUUGUAACGUACGCUAUUGCCAACUCAGACCUCCUGCCCUUCGCAAUAGACCCCUUCACCGGUGUUAUCUCCACCUCGGAGCACUUGGAUUAUGAGCUGAUGAAACGCUGGUACCACCUGAGAGUUUGGGCCUCGGACAGCGGCGAGCCGUUCAGUCGGGUCAGCGAAUGCCCGGUGACGAUCACCAUCAACAACGUCAACGAUAACAUUCCCCUUUUUGAGAGGGUUGGCUGCAAUAUCACCAUACCUCCGGACCUAGCAGUCGGUCACAGCAUCGUUGAGCUGUCGGCUAUAGAUUUAGACGAGCUGCAGCAGCUCAGCUAUGUCAUCCAGUCCGGAAAUGACCUCCAAAUGUUCGGUAUGGACUCUGGGUCGGGGCAGGUCACGCUUAGGCGAGCCAUCCCGCCAGGUGCAAAUUCAUUCAAUUUGGAAGUCGUGGCCUCAGACGGAGAGCAUCGCUCCGAGGCGUCAGUUGUCAGGGUAACGGUCACCAGCAGAGGUGACGAGGCGACAAUUGCCUGCCAGGAAACGGGCAUUUUCAAACAGCUCAAAGACAAACUGAUAGAGUCAAUCAAACCCAUUUUGAGUGACACUGAAGAAGACACCUUCUCAGACGUUCAUAUUACCAACAGACACUCUCCAAAGUUCGACCCCAGCCUUCCGAGUUCAAUCGACAUUCCUGAGAACUACCCGCUGAGCUCCAUUGUGGUUCACUUCAAGGCAUCAGACCACGACACGGGCUUUAACGGCAUGCUGGUUUACGGCAUCUCAAGUGGGAACGACGCAGGUUGUUUCUCCAUUGACACGUUCUCUGGUGACCUCCGUCUGCGGUGUCCACUGGACAGGGAGUCCAAGGAGUUCUACAUUUUGAACAUCACCGCGUACGAUUUGGGAACACCGCAGACAUCUGCGUGGAAGUUCCUUGCCGUGAACAUCCUCGACGUCAAUGACAAUCCUCCUCUUUUUGAUCAGCCAAGACAUGUGAUACGCAUCCCUGAGAACACCGGGGCGGAGUCUGUCAUUUUUACAGCUCGAGCUACAGACCCGGAUGCAGACGUAAGCGGGGAUGUCAAGUAUUCUCUCCUAACGUCUACUGACAUGUUUCGGAUUGAUGAAGUGAGCGGCGAGGUGACGGUGACAGCUCACUUGGAUCGUGAAACCUCCCCCAGACACGACCUCUGGAUUGAAGCCAGGGAUCAAUCCAAACUCAAUCCCCCGAUGUGCUCCUCUCUUAACCUUGUGGUGGUGCUGCAGGACAUAAAUGACAACCCGCCAACAUUUGUACCAAAAGUCUACAAAGUCAAAGUUCCUGAGGAUAUACCCGUGAGCACUUUACUGGUUUGGGUGGAGAGUGUGGACUUAGAUCUGGGCAGUGGCGGUUUGGUCACCUACAACUUAAAGAACACGGAGAGCGGGAUCUUCCACCUCGACCCGUCCACGGGUGCUUUGACCCUCGAGAGGGAGCUGGACUUUGAGAGGCGUUCUUCUUAUAACCUCACAGUCCGGGCUGUGGACCACGGCCUUCCGCGAUCCCUCUCAUCGUCCUGUUUUGUGGAGAUUGAGGUUUUGGAUGUCAAUGAGAAUCUCCACCAGCCAGUCUUCUCUGCGUUUGUCUACGACACCGGAGUGAUGGAGGACACAGCUGUGGGGACAUCGGUGCUUGCUGUGACGGCCUCGGAUAAAGACCUGGGCGGAGAUGGAGUCAUCAGGUACCACAUCCAUGACGGCUCCGGUCUGGGAGUGUUCGCCAUUGAUGAGGAAACGGGAGUGAUCCGAACGACUCGGGUAUUAGAUCGUGAGAAGGUUCCUCACUACUGGCUUUCUGUCUACGCCACCGACCUGGGAACCGAGCCUCUGUCCUCGUGGACGCACGUCUUCUUGGAGGUUCUGGAUGUCAACGACAACGCUCCAGAGCUUUCCCAGCCGGUCUACUUCGCCUCGGUCCAGGAGAACGUGGCAGGGGUCAAGUCUGUCAUCCGAGUGUCGGCCACAGACCUGGACGUGGCCUCCGAGGACAAGCUGUCCUUCCGGAUUCCAGAAUCUCAUCAGACGUACUUCGACAUUGACGCCAAAACAGGUGUCAUCAGCACGCUGGCAGCGUUGGACCGUGAGGACAAACCAGAGCAUAGCAUUGAGGUCAUGGUGUCAGACAAUGGCGACCCCUCGCUCCAGUCCACCGCCACCGUGGUCAUCCAGGUCCUGGACGACAACGACAACCGACCAAAGUUCACGGACAAGCUCUUCCACGUCAAGAUGCCCGCCCAGCGUCGCCGGGCCGGCACACAGGAAGUCUGCAGGAUGGUGGCCCUGGACCAGGACCAGGGCUCCAACGCCGACGUGACGUACCAGUUACAGGAUAAUCAGGACCAGAGGUUUGGCCUUGACCCGCUGACCGGCGUGGUGACCUCACUUGGUGAUUUCUGGCCUGGGAACUACACCAUUCUCACGGUGAAAGCCACGGACCAGGGCAGCCCGCCGCAGUGGUCCACCGCCAGGCUAGACGUGGAGUGGGUGGAGCCCCCGCCUUCCCCCGCCGACCACAUCACCUUUGACGAGCCCCACUUUACCUUUGCCGUCAUGGAGACGGAGCCCGUCACGCACAUGGUGGGCAUCAUCACCACCGAGACGUACCGGCUGCGGUGGUUCCGCAUCGUAGGCGGCGACGAGGAGAAGGACUUUGACAUCCAGAGGAACUCCGGAACCAUCAACAUCGCUCGCCGCCUGGACGCCGCCCGGCGCUCCAACUACAACCUGACCGUGCAGGUCACUGACGGCCACCACAGUGCCACCGUGCAGGCCUACAUCCGAGUGCUGGACAUGAACGACCAUCGGCCCGUCUUCCUGCAGUCAGUGUACGAGGCGAGGGUCCCCGAAGACACGUCGCCGUGGAAGGACAUCCUCCAGUUGGGAGCGCGGGACGCCGACGCCAACAGCAAGCUGGUGUUCUCCAUCCAUAGCAGCCUCCAUCCCGCCAGCACCGCCCUCUUCCACCUGGACCCUAAGAGCGCCGUCUUGGUGACCCCGCAGGAGCUGGACUACGAAGCCAUCCCCGUCCACACGCUCGUCGUCAUGGUGCGUGACCAGGAGAUGCCCGUGAAACGGAACUUUGUGAAGGUGAUCGUUCACGUGGAGGACUGUAACGACCACGCGCCCGCCUUCCUCAGCCCCCGCUACCCGGCCACCAUCUCCAACCUGGCCCCGGCGGGCUCCGAGGUGGUACGGGUCAAGGCCUUGGACGGCGACGCGGGCAGCAACGCCGCCGUCACGUACUCGCUGCAUUCAGGAAACAUCAACAACAUGUUCUCCAUAGAUCAAGUGCUCGGCUCCAUCACUGUUUCCAAACCCGAGGAACUCCAGCAUCAGGACCAGUACCACCUCACGGUCAAGGCGACCGACCAGGGCUUUCCCCAGCGUAGUGACAUCUGCUCCGUCCACGUCAACAUCCGCAUCUCGGACCACACCCCGCCCGCCUUCUCCACAGACGAAUAUUUGGCCGAGAUCAGCGAGCUGAGCAGUUUGGGGACGUCGGUCCUCACCAUCUCUGCCUCCAGCCCGGCCACGGUUCACUAUGGGAUGGAAAGUGGGGAUCCAGACAGAACGUUCCAUAUCAACAAAUACACGGGCUUGAUAUCCAUUCAAGAGCACCUGGAUUUUGAAACAUGCUCCUCCUACAAGCUCAAGGUUUCUGCUUCCACCAGCUUUGGUGCCUCGUCCAUGACCGUGGUUUAUGUCUACGUGUUAGACGAGAACGACAACGCUCCCAUUUUUGGGCAGAAAGAGUAUGUGGGUCAGAUAAGUGAGGCAGCACAUGUCAAUAGCAUGGUUCUAGGGGACGUCAACACCCCUCUGGUCAUUCAGGCUUCUGAUGUCGACCAAGAUGAAAAUGCCCUGCUCGUCUAUCAGAUCGUGGAAGCAGAGGCCGCGGAAGUGUUCAAGAUAGACGCUAGCACGGGUACCAUCUCACUGAUUGCCCCGCUCGACUUUGAAAGCCAGGCAGAGUAUCACUUCAGCGUGCGGGCCAAGGACUCGGGGGAGCCAUCGCUGAACGCAGCGGAGCCCGUCAAGGUCACCGUGCGCGUCCUGAACCUGAAUGACUGCCCGCCACAAUUCGCCAGCGCCAUCUAUGAGCAAUCCAUCAUCUCCCCGCCUGUCCGGGAUACAGAGGUGCUGCGCGUCACGGCCCAUGACGCCGACUCUUCGGUGUCGUACAGCAUUACUGAAGGGAAUCUGAACAACGCUUUUACCAUCCACCCCGCCACCGGAGUCAUCUCCGUGAGCAAUGUGUCCGGUUUUCAACACUCUUACCAGCUGCUUGUCCGAGCCUCUGAUGGCCUCCAGAGAGACUCGGCCACUGUCCGGGUGAAUGUAACCAACGUGACCGAAAGCGGUCUUGGUUUUGAGCAAAAAAUGUACUCGGCAAGUGUUUCAGAAAAUCUAAACACGGUGAAAACAUUAGCUGCCCUCAAACCCAUCGGUUGUUCUUUCAACGAGCCUCUGCUGUACUCCGUUUUGAACCCCUCGGGGAGGUUUGCAAUCUCCCGCACUUCCGGCAUCGUGGAAACCACCGGUGUGCCCUUUGACCGAGAGGACAAAGACGUUUAUGACCUUGUGGUGAUGCUACAAGACAUGAGAGAUACUCCAAGAACAGCCACCGCCUUGGUCAAGGUAUUCAUCGACGACGUCAACGACAACUCGCCUCAGUUCCUCAACCUGCCCUUCUCAAUGAUGAUAUCUGAAGAUGCAGAACCAGGGGACGUUCUGUAUCAGGCAACUGCCAUCGACCGAGAUCUGGGUGAAAACGGAUCCAUUGUGUACUCACUGGAGGAGGACUACGACCUCUUCAGGAUUGAUCCAGACAUAGGUGAUAUUUCCCUCCAAAGACCUCUUGAUUUUGAAGUGCUGAGUAAGUACGUCUUGACGGUCCUGGCCAUAGACGAAGGGGAUCCGAGUCACAAGACUGAGGCACAGCUCAGUGUUCAAGUGAGGAACAGAACCAACCCAGUUUUCCAAACUCUUUUGUACCCGCUGAAAGUGCCUGAAAACGUUCCUCCGUUCACCACCAUCUUACACGUGCAGGCCAGAAACCCUGAAGGCUAUCGACUGAUUUACAACCUGGUGGAGGAAAACGCCUCAAAGCACUUCCAUAUCGAUUUCAAAACAGGCGCUCUGACUGUUAGCAACACGCUGGACUACGAAAGUCAGACAAUGCACGUGCUGACAGUGCGAGCUACCGAUUCUGUGACCGGAGCGUUUUCCGAGGCUUCCAUCGAGGUAGAAGUUGAAGAUGUGAACGACAACGCCCCCUUCUUCUCAGAGCCAAAGUACAGCGCCAGCAUUGCGGAGGGCCUUCCUGUCGGCUCCUCAGUUCUGCAGCUUUCAGCCUCUGACUUGGACUCUGGCCGAAAUAAAGACCUGACUUUCCAGAUAGUGAGAAUAGAAGGGCGUGAAACUGAUUAUUUUGGCGUAGACCGUCACAGUGGACUGAUUUUCACAAAACAGGUGCUAGACCAUGAAAGCACCAGUCACUUCCAAUUGAAAGUCAAGGUUGUCGACAACGGGACGCUCCCCCUCAGCGGCGAGACAAAUGUCUUUUUAAAUGUCACCGACGUGAACGACAAUCCCCCGCAUUUCGUGAGCUCUCAUUUUGAAGCCACACUUGAUGAAACGGCAAAGUGCGGCCACAUUGUCAUCAAAAUCCAAGCGUCCGAUCCGGAUGUCAGUGACGCCAAUCACCUCAGAUACAAAAUACUCGCAGGAAAUGUAGGCCGCUACUUCCGUAUAAACGAAUCCUCCGGGAUAAUCUCCUUCGCCAACGUCUGCAGGAAGAACCUGGACGCCUACUAUAACCUGACCGUGGCGGUGUCAGACGGCGUGUUUCAGAAGAGCGCACCGGUCAACAUUGACAUGAUAAACAGCAACAGACACAGUCCUUACUUCAAACAAAACCUCUACGAGGCCGAGCUGGCGGAGAACGCGGAAGUCGGCACACGCGUGAUCCGCCUGGCUGCCAUCGACCCCGACGACGGGGCUUACGGCAGCGUGGACUACACCAUCAUCAACAAGCUGGCAGAUGAGAAGUUUGCCAUUGACGACAACGGUCAGAUCGUCACGACACAGCCGCUAGACCGAGAAAACCCCGAGCAGAGAGUCAUAGCUAUUAAAGUGAUGGCCAAAGACGGAGGCGGUAAAGUCGCCUUUUGCACGGUCAAGAUCAUUCUCACUGACGAUAACGACAACGUGCCGCAGUUCAAAGCGUCCGAGUACCAAGUUUCUAUUCAGUCCACCGUCAACAAAGGCUCGCCGGUCAUUCAGAUUAUGGCUUACGACGCGGACAACGGCAAGAACGCCGACAUCACCUACACCGUGGAUGAGGCGACCGAAGACGUCAUCGAGAUCAACCCUUUCACCGGCAUCGUCAGCGUCAAAGAGAGCCUGGUCGGCAUGGAGAACAAGAUCUUCAACUUUAAAGUGAAGGCUCGCGACGGCAACCUGCCGUUCUACAACUCCACCGUCCCCGUUCAGGUCAAGGUGCUCCCUCCCGAAGUCCCGCUCCCAAAAUUCUCAGAGCCCCUCUACAGUUUCUCAGCCGCCGAGGACAGUCCCGUAGGGACAGAGAUCGGCUCUGUAAGAGCCAAGUCGGACACGCCGCUCAUUUACAGCCUGGUCAACGGCAACACGGUGGAAAGCAACAAGGACAAAGUGUUCAGCUUGGACAAAGAAAGUGGAACUCUGCUUCUGCAGAAACACAUGGACCACGAAAGGACCAAAUGGUACCAGAUAGAUGUACUGGCACAGGGCAACCACAACGGCACCGACGUGGCGUCGCUGGUGUCGGUCAGCAUCCAGGUUCAGGAUGUCAACGACAACCAGCCGGUGUUCGAUGCUAACCCUUACAGGGCCUACUUGGCUGAGAACAUGCCGACUGGAACCACCGUCAUUCAGGUGACUGCUAAUGACCCGGACACCGACACCAACGGUCUGGUGACCUACAGCCUGGAGCGUCUGCCUGACGACACCACCACCGACAUCACCCAAGUCUUCUCCAUCGACGGCGACACCGGCUGGAUUGUGACGGUGCAGGCGGCCGACUGCGAGGCUUCGAGGGUCUACCGCUUCCACGUGCUCGCCAGCGACCACGGCGGCGACGCCAAGCUCUCGUCCAGCGUCCUGGUGGAAGUGACGGUGACGGACGAGAACGACAACCCGCCCAGGUUCUCCCGGGACACGUACCGCGGCUCGGUGGUGGAGAACGGCCGUCCCGGGGAGGUGAUCGUCUCCAUGACGACCACGGACGCGGACGUUUCGCUGGAGAACCGCCUGGUGACGUGUUACAUCACAGAGGGAGACCCGCUGGGACGCUUUGCCGUCAUCCAUCAGGACGAGGGCGAGUGGGGUCUGAUCGCCAAGGAGCCCCUGGACCGCGAGGCCGCAGACAGAUACACGCUGAAGAUCACGGCCAGCGACGGAAAGUUCCAGACGCCGGUGAGCGUGCACGUGAGCGUGCUGGACGUCAACGACAACAGUCCUCAGUGUGACCAGCCGCUUUACACGGAAGUGCUGAUGGAGAAUUCUCCCUCCGGCACGUUCGUGCUGAAGGUGUCGGCGUCGGACGCAGACAUGGCCGCCAACGGACGUCUCUCCUUCAGCCUGCACGGUCCUGACGCCGACAAGUUCCAUCUGGACCCGAGGACAGGUGAGCUGUUCACCCUGGCGGUGCUGGACAGGGAGACAGAGUCCCAGUCCAGCAUGGCGGUGAGGGCCACGGACGGCGGGGGGAACUGGUGCCAGGCGGACAUCUUGCUCAACAUCCAGGACACCAACGACAACCCGCCGCGCUUCUCCUCCGCCCGCUACCAGGUCACCGUCUUCGACAACACCACCGUGCGCACGCCCGUCGCCGCCCUCUACGCCAAAGACCCGGACGCAGGUAUAAACUCCGAGGUGAGGUAUUCCCUCCUGGCGGGCGACGGCGGUUACUUCUCCUUGGACCAGAUGUCUGGCAUCCUGCGCCUGGAGCGACCCCUGACCCCCGACACGCCGUCCAGUCUGGAGCUGAAGGUGAAGGCCACCGACCGCGGUCUCCCCCGGCAACUCUUCUCCGUCGCCACGGUGACGGUGGACGUGGUGUCUCUGGAAGACUACCAGCCCAUCUUCCUGAGCAGCGACUACACCGCCCACAUCCCCGAGUCUCUGUCCGUGGGCUCCGAGGUGCUGAGGGUGUCGGCCCUCACCACAGAAGAGUCGGGGCCGGACGCCGUUGUCUAUCGCAUCCUGUCUGGGAACCAGGACGGACGCUUCCUGUUGGAGCCUAAAACUGGCCUGCUGACCCUGGCCGCCCCGCUGGACUUUGAAGUUUCCCGGGAGUUCUACGUGUCCGUGGAGGGCCGGCGAGGACGCUCGACCCUAGCCGACGUCACCACGGUGGUGGUCAACGUCACCGACGUCAACGACAACGCGCCUGUUUUCGGGCGGGGCGACUACAGCGCCGAAAUAUCGGAAGAGGAUGCUCCAGGAAGCCUGGUGAUGAAGGUCACGGCGAGCGACCAAGACGGGCCAGUCAACAGCCUGGUGCGUUACUCCAUCGUGAGCGGCGACCCUCUGCGACAGUUUGCCAUCCACCCUCGCAGCGGAGAGAUCAGUGUCUGUGCCGGACUGGAUCGAGAGGAGCGUCCUCAUUACUCUCUGACGGUGCAGGCGGCCGAUGAAGGUCAGCCUCCUCUCUCCUCCGCAGUGGUGGUGUCUGUCACCAUCAACGACUUCAACGACAACCCACCCCUCUUCUCACCUGUGGAACACAGUCUGCACUUACAGGAGGAUGAGUCGGUGGGUAGCGGCGUCCUGCAGCUGGUGGUGACGGACAAGGACACGCCCAGGAACGGACCCCCCUUCUCCUUCCACGUCGUCAGCGGCGACGAGGACCGCCGCUUCCACGUGGACCAAGGGGGCCUGCUAUCGCUGGCGGCCCCCCUCAGGAGGAAGACCCGAGCUCAGCACCAACUUAAGAUCCAGGUGACAGACAGUGGUCAUCCUCCCCUCUCGUCCAUCUGCGUGGUCACCAUCAAGGUCAGCGAGCAGAGCAAGUAUCCUCCCUCCGUCCUCCCCCUGGAGGUCUUCAUCACCACCACCCGGGACAUCUUUACUCACCGCCUGAUCGGCCGGCUCCACGCCUCGGACCAGGACCCGCAGGACACGCUGGCCUACGGGCUGGUCUCCCAGGACCCGGCCGAGCCCCGCUUCUCUGUGGACCCCCUGGAGGGUAAAAUCUGGGCGGGAGAAGACCUGCGGGAGGGUUCCUACUCGCUCAACGUCAGCGUGACGGAUGGCAGGUUCAGCGUCUGGACCGGGGUCAAGGUUCACGUGUGGGCGGCCACUCAGAGGGCGCUGGACUCGGGCCUGACCCUGCAGCUGGCUGAGGUCUCUCCGGAGGUGUUUCUGGCCGAUUACUGGCGGGGUCUUCAGCGCAGCCUGGGUCUAGGUCUGGGUUUGCUCAGGCAAGACCUUCACCUGGCCAGCCUGCAGGUGCCGCCUCACACCCAGGUUCUGGAGGUUCUGCUCAUCUGGAGGCCUCAGAGUGGACUCAUCCGGCCUCUCCCGACCAACAAACUAGCAGGCGUCCUGUCGGACAUCGAAGACUCUCUGGGCCUGAGCGUUCUCCAGGUGAGCCACAACGGCUGUCUGGGCAGCGGGUGUCCGCCGCGGGGCUGCAGGAACGCCGUACACCUGGCGGGAGACGCCGUGACCCAGUUCAGCACCGCCAGGGUGGCCUACAUCACGCCAAGGCACAGCUGGGAGAGCGUCUGCCCCUGUAACGAGUCGGCGUUGAGGUUCAGAGAGCGGGCCUACCUCAGGUACCUCCACGGGAUGGACGAGGAGCAGCAGCACUUCAGACUCUCCCUGAGGUUCAGAACCUUCCAGGAAGAAGGUCUGCUCAUGUUGGCCAACGGCACAGACUGGGGAAGCUUGCAGGUGAGCGGCGGCCAUCUUCAGUUUGUCUUCAGCUGUGGCGUGCUGGCGCCCGGCGUGCUGGCGUUGAGGUCACAUGACGUGUCAGACGGAGGAUGGCACCACGCCCUGCUGGAGGUUCAACACGCGUCCUUGAAGCUGACCUUGGACCGCCAGCCGCCAGUGUCCGCCAAGGUGGCGUCGCCGUGCCGCAUCAUGCGUCCCCACGGCGCUCUGCUCUUUGCCGCCGACCCUCAGGACUCCGCCCCCGGGGCUCGCCGCCCGCCAUUCCACGGCUGCAUGGAGCACCUGGAGGUGAACGGGGAGCCAAUCGGAGUGGGCGAUGCAUCGGAGUGGGCGGGGCCUGGCGGCAGGCGGGUGUUUGGGGUCUACGAGUGCUGUGGCGUGAGCGGCGUGUGCGACCACAAGUCCUGCCAAAAUGGCGGCACCUGCCAGGAAGACGCCAGCGGAGAGUCAGUGUGCGUGUGUGCGGGCCUCUUCCAAGGCGUGCGCUGCCAGCGGCCCAGCGACCCGUGUGCGUCGCAGCCUUGCAGCCACGGGCGUGUGUGCGUGGCCAAGGAGCAGGGCUACAUGUGCAACUGCUCGCUGGAGCGCGCCGACGCAGGGUGUCACAGCCUGGUGGACGUCUGCUCCCCCAAUCCAUGUCCUGAAGGCUUCCAGUGCCAACUGUCACAUGUCUCCUUCCACUGCGACCCUCUGCCUCAGGUGUCCCCCCUGCUGGGCUACAUGGAGAUCGUGGAGGUGGGAGGCAGCGUGCUGGGACUGAUGCUGCUGGUCGCCAUCUUUGUCUGCCUCAGAAAACGCUACCUGAGGCAGAAGAAGAAGAAGACUGUCUGCACGCACGACUCCAACAGUUCCUUCCCGUCCUGCUUGGCCAAGACCCUGAAAGAUGACGCCCCCCCCAUGGAGCUGAACUCUAUGGGCGCUCGCACCAAAGACCGGGUCCCCUCGUCCAAGUCCCACUGCCCGGUGGUGUGCAGCGUGGCCCCCAACCUGCCCGUCAGACCCCCGUCCUGCUCGGACAAUGACUCGGUCAAGAAGAACCACUGGGACAUGGACUAUGAAGUCUAUCCCGCUGACCCCGACUACUUCGGCCGCCCGGCCAGGCAGGACUUCCCGCAGUUUGACAUCGUGGAGGACGCCUGCGCCUCCUCCUCUUCCUGCAGCGCAGACUCGCGCAGGAACUCGCGUUUCGGCGGCUUCCCGUUCCCCCUGGAGCGCCGCGCCCCCCUGCCGCCGUGCUACAGCGGCCAGAACCUGGACCACUUCCUGGGUCCCGACGGCGCCCCCCUGCCCAGAUCCAAGUGUCCCGACGAGUUCGCCGCCAUCAGCUACUACCCGCCCUCGCCCGCCCGUUGCCGCGACGACAGGGCCGCCGGCUACAAGAGGCUGAGCGUGCGACUGAGCGUGGCCACGCCCACCUCCGCCGAGCAGACGGGCGCCACCAACGUGGCCCAGCCGCAGACUCGGCCCAGCGCAGGAAACUACGAGGGCUGCAGCGCGCCGGAGAGCGACUACGGCAGCAGCGAGGAGGUCAUGUUUUGAGGGCGUGGCGGCGGCGGCGUCCAGUCGGACUCGACAGGAAGUAGAAACCCACCGCCAGCUGGUCCGUCCUGUUGGAGGCUGGGCCCUCCCAGCGAGCACGUCCUAUGUCUGUGACCUUCCACCUUUGCUCUCAGUGUCACCCUCGUGAUUGGUUGUCGUGGUUCAGGCUCCGCCCCCGUCCGGCAGCCAUUUUAAAUGUCAUCAAUCUGCUUCAGAGAGAGAAAAAAAAAAAGACAUUUUUGAAAAUGAAGUGUUGACGCCUGACUGACUCUUUAACAAGAAAAAAACAUCUGGGAUUUUAUUUUGAAAUGCACUUCCUGUAACAGAACACAAAAAAGGUGAAUUUUCACAACAAGAGCAUCAAAAUAAACAUAUUGCAAAUGAUUUGAAGAAAAUAAAUGGUGAAAAACAUCAAUCAUAUUAAAUCAGUGCAGUUUUAUUGCAUUGGAAAAUAUUUCUUGUUGAGAAUGUCACAAUAAAAGCGUCCAUGUUGCAUGUGUGCUUGUUUUUUGAUGCAAACAUUUUACUUUGUAUUUUUUUUUUUUAUAGAUUUGAACGUUUGUUCCCUUUUAGCACUUUUUGGAAGGAAAAGUUGUGUUUUGGGUUGACGUCAUGAAGUGUUUGCUGUCUAAAGUUGUGUUGUAAAGUGUGUACAGUACACACAAACACACACACACACACAC
Molecule: messenger RNA, 13832 nt
Organism: Nerophis lumbriciformis (worm pipefish)
Lineage: Eukaryota; Metazoa; Chordata; Actinopteri; Syngnathiformes; Syngnathidae
Source: RefSeq, a predicted model, not a curated record